AUGCAUGGAACACCACCUCCACCACCACCUCCUCCAAUGUAUGGAGCACCACCUCCACCACCACCUCCUCCAAUGUAUGGAGCACCACCUCCACCAUCGCCUCCAAAGAGUCGAGGACCACCACCUCCACCUCCUCCAAUGUAUGGAGCACCAACUCCACCACCACCACCUCCUGGUGGUCGAGGACCACCCCCUCCACCUCCCCCAAUGUAUGGAGCGCCACCUCCUGGUGGUCGAGGACCACCUCCUCCACCUCCUCCAAUGUAUGGAGCACCACCUCCACCACCGCCUCCUGGUGGUCGAGGACCACCUCCUCCUCCUCCUCCUGGUGGUCGAGGUCCCCCUCCUCCACCUCCUCCUGGUGGUCGAGGUCCCCCUCCUCCACCUCCCCCAGGUGUUCCUGGUGCUCCUAGACCUCCUGGGGGUGGACCUCCACCACCUCCGCCCUUAGGUUCAAAAAGUGCAAAUGAUGGAGCUGAUCCAAGAGGCAGGGGACGUGGGUAUGCACGCCCUACAGGAGCUGCACCCCGAAAAUCCUCUUUAAAGCCUUUGCAUUGGAGCAAGGUUACAAGGGCACUACAAGGAAGUUUAUGGGAAGAAUUACAAAGACAUGGAGAACCACAAAUUGCACCAGAGUUCGAUGUUUCAGAACUAGAGAAGCUUUUCUCUUUAAAUGUUCCAAAACCUUCUGAUUCUGGUGGAAAAUCUGGAGGGCGCCGCAAGUCUGUUGGAUCUAAAGCUGACAGAGUCACCUUGGUUGAUCUAAGGAGGGCUAAUAAUACUGAAAUUAUGCUGACUAAGGUUAAGAUGCCACUUCCUGAUAUGAUGGCUGCAGUGCUGGCUUUGGACGAGUCAGUAUUAGAUAUUGAUCAAGUGGAAAAUCUCAUUAAGUUCUGUCCUACCAAAGAGGAGAUGGAUCUUUUAAAGGGAUACACAGGUGACAAGGAACUUCUGGGGAAGUGUGAACAGUAUUUUUUGGAGUUGAUGAAGGUGCCAAGGGUGGAGUCAAAAUUAAGAGUAUUUUCAUUCAAGAUUCAGUUUGGUUCCCAGCUUACGGAAUUUAAGAAGAGUUUAAACAUUGUGAACUCUGCCUGUGAAGAGGUCCGAAAUUCUGCUAAACUGAAGGAGAUAAUGAAGAAAAUUCUUUAUUUGGGUAAUACAUUGAAUCAAGGAACAGCGAGGGGGUCUGCAGUUGGAUUCAAGUUAGAUAGCCUUUUAAAGCUCACAGACACUCGUGCUUCUAACAGUAAAAUGACACUGAUGCAUUAUCUCUGCAAGGUCCUCGCUGAUAAGUCACCCAAACUCCUUGAUUUCCACUUAGACCUUGUUAACCUGGAAGGUUCCACUAAGGUCAUUGGUAAUGGGAGGUGGAGCAUAUCAGCCCCUUCCUUCAUGAUUGCUCCUCCAUUUGCACCAUUGAUAGACAAGGCUAAGCGACUUUCUAUACCAGCCGAGCUGAUACAAUUAAAGUCAUUAGCAGAAGAGAUGCAGGCAAUCAUCAAGGGACUAGAAAAGGUUAAACAAGAAUUUGCUGCAUCUGCAAAUGAUGGACCUGUCUCCGAAGUUUUCCAUAAGGUCCCAUUGAUGUGCUUAUUGGCCACGUGUUCUAAAGAAGUGAAAUACCUUCUAAUAGAACUUGUAAGGGAGUUUAUCACAUUGAAAGAAUUCAUUGCUGUAUCUGAGUCAGAGGGUAGAAAUGCUGAUGCACUUGCGCUAUAUUUUGGUGAGGAUCCUGCUCGUUGCCCUUUUGAGCAAGGUAAGUUGAUGAUUGACAUGUUUAUGUUGUUGGUACUUGUGACCACAACCCUGCUAAAUUUUAUAAGGUUGUUUCGGAAAGCACAUGAAGAGAACUGCAAACAAGCAGAGUUAGAGAAGAAGAAAGCUGAGAAAGAGGCUGAAAUGGAAAAGGCAAAGGGCGUUAACGUGACAAAGAAGGGUGCAAAAGAUAAUUUAGAUGCAGAAUGGAUGCUUGCUAUGAUUGCAUCGUCCAGUGUAUACUUAGAACUGGCACUGGCUUCCAUCAUUCACUUGGCAAUUUUUUUUGUGGCAACAAAGCAGAUGCUUUUGGAUUUGCGAAGCACCAUAGUCCAACCCCAACCGUAG
Messenger RNA from Sphenostylis stenocarpa, 2103 nucleotides. Lineage: Eukaryota; Viridiplantae; Streptophyta; Magnoliopsida; Fabales; Fabaceae. The record is from the annotation of a GenBank genome assembly.